Messenger RNA from Peromyscus maniculatus bairdii (prairie deer mouse), 4219 nucleotides. It is a transcript of the gene Ikbip, whose product is annotated as IKBKB interacting protein. Lineage: Eukaryota; Metazoa; Chordata; Mammalia; Rodentia; Cricetidae. The record is from RefSeq and is a predicted model, not a curated record.
CGGGAGUGGGGCGGGGCUCCUGGAGGCGUGCUGCAGCCACGUCCCGCGGUCCCCCAGCGAAGCCGACCCCCGGCUUGGAGAUCCUCAGGGUGGCAGGCAUGUCCGAGGUGAAGAGCCGGAAGAAGCCGGGGCCCAAGGGGGCUGCCGCCGAGCCCGAGAAGCGGAGCGAUGGCAGGAAGAACCCCGAAGCACGCGGCGGCGCGGGCUGGGCGGACCCCCGCACCGGGCUCAGCCUGCUGUCGCUGGCGACGUGCCUGGGCCUGGCCUGGCUUGUAUUUCAGCAAUCGGAAAAGUUUGCGAAGAUGGAACGCCAGUACCAGUUACUGCAGACAGAAAGCGGCGAGUUUCAAGGACUGCGGAAUAAAAUCAGUUUCAUUUCAGACAAGCUUGAGUCUACCGAAAGUAUCCUGCAGGAAGCUACAUCAUCCAUGGCUCUGAUGGCCCAGUUUGAACAGGAAGUAUCUGGCCUCCAAAGAUCCAUACAGGACAUUGAGAAUAGUGAAGAGAUGCUCACACAAAAGAUGCAAAACCUUAAUGAGAAAUUCCAGAACAUUACAGAUUUCUGGAAGAGAACUCUGGCAGAAAUGAGCAAUAAUACAGCCACUUUCAAAUCAGAAGCAAAGCAUAUACAUUCUCAAGUAACCAUGAAAAUUAACUCAGCUGAGCAAGAAUUGAAAUUGCUCACUGACCGGCUGAGAGAUUUGGAAGACAGCACCCUGCGAAAUGUGAGAACAGUAAGCAGGCAAGAAGAGGAAGACCUUCUCCGAGUGCAGGCGCAGCUGAGCUCUGAUUCGGAAGCAGUUGAGAGGCUGCAGGAAGCCCAGCACGCUCUCCUAGCCAGAGAGGAAGAUCUGACCGGUAAACUCUCCAACUACGGACCCAAAGUUGAGGAGUGUAAGGCACAUUUGCCGGCUGUGGAAAAUGCGGUCCACUCCAUUCUCAGAGUCUCUCAGGAUCUGAUGGGGACAGAAAAGAAAAUGGAAGACCUGACUCUGCAGAUGUUUAACAUGGAAGAUGACAUGCUAAGGGCAGUGUCUGAUAUAAUGGAGAUGCAGAAGACCCUGGAGGGGAUUCAGUACGACAACAGCAUCUUAAAGAUGCAGAACGAACUGGUUGUUCUGAAAGGGAAAGUUCACGAUUUCAUAGCCUACUCAAGUGCAAGAGAGAAGGGGACCUUGGGGAAAUAUGACCUAGAAAACAAGGGAGCUGGUGAUUAUUAGGGUCCCAGCACACUUGAUGGACUGUAUUAUUCAGUGGAAAUCAGUCAGUUCUAUGUUUUUUCAGUCAUUUUUCUCUGCCUCACUUCAUAGAGAAUAAGUGGAGUAUGGUCCGUAUGGAGUGUGCACAUAAUCACAGUUCUCUCUUUUUAAGCUCUAAAACUUAUUUUGACCAUUUUAAAUAGAAAUAGUUCUGCGGGGAGGUGGUGGUGCACACCUUUAAUCCCAGCACGCAGAGCCAGCAGCAGGCAGAUCUCUGAGUUCAAGGCCAGCCUGGUCUACAGGGGGAGUUCCAGGACAGCCAGGGCUACACAGAGGAACACUUUCUCAGAAAAAAAGAAAGAAAAAGAAACAGAAAGAAAGAAAUAGUUCUAAAAUAUAUAUUGCUCUACUUUUUAGGCAAUAUAUUUAAUAUCUACAUGUUUUUCCAAUAGUUAAUAGACAUUAUUAUGAAUUGCAGUUUUUGGUUUUUUUCCGAGACAGGGUUUCUCUGUGUAGCUUUGGAGCCUGUCCUGGAACUCACUUGGUAGCCCAUGCUGGCCUCGAACUCACAGAGAUCCACCUGCCUCUGCCUCCCGAGUGCUGGGAUUAAAGGCGUGCGCCACCACUGCCCGGCUUGAAUUGCAUGUAUUAUACUAGAGAUAUAUAUAGAGAGAGAGACAUAGAUAUCUAUAUAUAGAUAACUAUGGCAAAUAUUGAGACGGUUUACCAUUUCACUGUGUGACCUGAGUUUUCCGUUUUUCAAAGCUGUGUCUGUUUCUCGUGCUUUUUCUGCCUCCUGCUCUUGCAGUCAGUUGGUAGCACACCUGCCUCUGCCAGCUUCUCACAUUCAGACGACAAGUUCCUAGGAAUUUCACGUCAAGUGGAAGGUAAUAGGCCUGCAGGAGAGCCCGGGGCUCUUCUCUGAGGUAACGCCAGGUUCUCAGAACUAUGGCGCCUGGGAAGUAGUUUCCCUUUUUGCAAAGGUUCUAAACUGUGUUACAGACACUUAGAAGUUUAACAUGUGAGUAAAUGUCUUCUUACUUUGUCCUCAUUAAUAUCUUCUACUGACUGGUUAUGCUUUGAAGCAUGAGCGUAUGGAGUGCCUUUGUGUGCCGACUUUAAUUUCCAAAGCUUGAAUUGUGUGUCACUGGAGUUCACUCACUACAGCUAAUAGAUACUUAAAAUACAAAUACGCAGUAAGCCUGUGCUGCUUUAAAGAUAAAACAACGUAACAAUAAAUUGUGAUGAUUAUGACAUAUUUAUGUCAUUAUUUUACAGAUUCCCCAACUUAUGAAACUGUUUGUUUUACAUACUGAUUUUAUUUUAGGCUUGGUGGCGCACACCUUUAAUCCCAGCACUCAGUAGGCAAAGGCAGGCGGAUCUCUGUGAGUUCAAGGCCAGCCUGGUCUACACAGUAAGACUGUGUCUCAGAUGAUAAUAAUAAUAUUAAUAAUAAUAAUAAUAAUAAUAGUAAUAGUAAUAAGGCCAGGAGAUAGCUCAGCAGGUGAAGCGCUUGCUGUGAAAGCGUGAUGCUUGAGUCCACCCGGCACUGACAUGAGAAGUUGGGUCCUUUAAUCCCAGCCCUGGAAGGCAGAGCCAGAACGCAAAUAUCACAUGAGAAAACUAUUGAAAAAUCUGUGUCUAUGUAUCACUCUAAGAAAUUUGCCAAGCCGGGCAGUAGUGUUACAUGCCUUUAAUCCCAACACUCAGGAGGCAGAGGCAGGCGGAUCUCUGUGAGUUUGAGGCCAGCCUGGUCUACAGAGAGAGAUCCAGAACAGCCAGGGCUACACAGGGAAACCUGCUGGUGGCAUGUCAGAGGAGCUUCGGAUGGCAGUUGACUUCAGGGUGUCAUCCCACCAGGAGUCGAUCCCUGAUGGGUGAAUCUCGGAUAGGCAAGGCCCCAAGACCACAGGCUCCAGAGUGUCUUUUGUUCUGCUGUGCCUUCACAUGUUUGCUGCUGCCAUCUUUCUCUGGUGUCUGGCAUGGUGUGAACGGGUGUUGGGAGAUCCCUGCUGCCUGUAAUGUAGUGUGUUUAUCUCAUGGAAACAUCCCGUUCUACUGGGCAUUUUUUACCUGUGGAUUAUUAUGAAGAUGAUUUCUCCUUAGGCUGUACUGUCUAAUUGAUAAUAAUAAUGCUAGUUUAAAUAGAAUUUUUAUGAGAAAAAAUAAAACAAGGAAGUGUUAUACAGCUAGAACAUAUAAGUUUCUAUUGAGGACUCAUAUAGACUGUGGCUCAAGUUAAUGAUUAAGAAAAAAAUGAUUGAGUCCCAGUAGCCCAGCUAAUUUAAAUUAUUUUAAUCUUAAUGUUGGGAGGUAUGUUUACAGGUUUCAGAGUGCAUCAUAGCUGAAACAAAGCUGUAGCUGAAACUGACAGAGAUCUCAAAAUUGUAAUCAAAGCAAUUAAUAAACCGUUUUGGCUAUGGGAGGGCAGUAGCAUAAACCCUGUCUAGAAAAAAAAACAAAAAACAAAAAAGAAAUUUGCACUGGGGCUGAAGAGAUGACUCAGUGGUUAAGAGCACUGGUUGUUCUUGCAGAGGACCUGGGUUUGAUUCCCAGCCUUCACAUGAUGGCUCACAACCAUCUGUAACUCGGCUUCCAGGGUAUCUGGCACACUCUUUUGACUUCUGCAAACACCAGGCAUGGCAUGCGUGUGGUGCAUGGACAUAUCCAUAUAUAUGUAUAUACAAAACAUUCAUAUGCAUAGAAUAAAAUAAGUGCUUUUUAUUUCUUAUUUAUCAAAAUUGUCAUUGGAGAGGUCUAGAUACAUUUAAUGAAUCUUCCUUUGUUUCCCUUUUGUGUGUUUUAGAGCUUUUUAUUUUAUUUUUGAGACAAGGUCUCAGUAUGUACCCCAAUUAGUCUUAACUCACCAUCUUCGUGCUUCUGCAUUUCAGGUGAUAGGGGUCACAGGUAUAUGCAAUGACACAGACUUCAUUUUGUUGUGCUUUUUGAAAACUGCCAAUAUUCUAAUAUACAUUUUUGUAUCUCUGUAAUUGAUAAUAAAUUUUAUAUCAAUUAGCUUA